This is a messenger RNA of Triticum urartu, 642 nucleotides long. RefSeq names its product zinc finger protein ZAT6-like. Gene Ontology annotation, cellular component: nucleus. The record is from RefSeq and is a predicted model, not a curated record. Gene Ontology annotation, molecular function: transcription cis-regulatory region binding; DNA-binding transcription factor activity. NCBI's taxonomy places the organism in Eukaryota, Viridiplantae, Streptophyta, Magnoliopsida, Poales, Poaceae. Gene Ontology annotation, biological process: regulation of DNA-templated transcription.
AUGUCGCUUGACAACGUGUCCAGAAAGUCGCCCGUGCUGCUGCCGCCCCUGCCGCCAAUGGACUCGUGGGCUUGGGGAGGGCAUCGCUCCAGGCGCCGUCGCGGCAGCGUCAGAUCUGUGGACGGCGCCGAGUCCGAGGAGGAGUACCUAGCACUCUCUCUCCUCAUGUUGGCGCGCGGCGAGGUGGAGGACGGGAGCGUCGGAGGCGUCAAGGGCGUGGGAACGACGCCAACCAAGGCGCAGGGGUAUGAGUGCUCCGUGUGCGGCAAGAUCUAUGCGUCCUACCAAGCAUUGGGCGGCCACAAAAAGAGCCACAGGAAGCGGCCCAUGGCGCCAACAGCAUCGGUGGGCGGCGACGAGGUGUCCGGCGGCGCCCCCGUGGAGGCCAAGGUGCACCAGUGCACGCUCUGCCACCGCACGUUCCUGUCGGGACCGGCGCUGGGCGGGCACAAGCGCCUGCACUACGAGGGUGGCACCAUGGCUAACGGGAUCGGCAAGGACAAGGAGGCUGCCAAGGCGAAGGCGGCGUCGCUGCUGAGGGACUUCGACCAGAACCUACCGGCGUCGGUGGUGGCCGGGUACGAGGACGAGAGCCCGCCCCGGGAUGCGAAGAAGGUGAGGUUGAUGCUACUAGCAGUUUGA